AUGCUGUUGCUUUGUUACGGCGCUGUAGGAGACUCUACUGCGUUUACCUUGGCGUUUUUCAUAUUUAAGACCCAGCGGGAUUGCCGUGAGGACACAGCUCCGGUGUGCCAGGGGUUUUGCUGAUCAACAAACAUAUCUCAAUAGAUAGCACACUUCAUGAGCACUCAGUUAAGAGAUCAUUUUUUCCAGAAAAUAGCUGUUGUUUCUACUUUUAGAAAUUGCUAUAAAUGAGUAUGAAUACAUGCGACACAUAUAGAAAAUCCAAGGAAAGUUAAAUGUUAUGUAGGAAUAUGGCCGUAUUAAUUACUAGAUUUAAAUGGCGUUUAUAAAUUCCAUGGGUUUUCGAGAAUGGUAAUAAAUAGACAGAUGAUGUUUUCUACUUUUAUAAAUUGCUCAACACGAGUAUGAAUACCUGGUACAAAAAUUCAAGAAAAGUUAAAAUUAUGUAGGAAUAUGGCCGUAUCAAUUACUAGAUUUAAAUGGCGUUUAUAAAAACCAGGAUUUUUCGAGCAUCUGUUGUUUCUUCUUUUAGAAACUGCAAUACACGAUUAUGAAUGCCUGGGACACGUGUAUGAAAAAUCCGAGGAAAGUUAAAGGAAUAUGGAUGUAUUAAUAACGAGAUUCAAAUGUCGUAUAUAAAUACCAGGGUUGUAUCAGUUUCUAUAUACAAUGAGUGGGGUUUUUUUAUUCAGUCUGGUUUGACAAUGUAAAAAUACAUUAUAUUAUCGAUUAUUUUUGCCUCCCCUAACUUUUAAAAUAUAUUCUAGAUUCGCGCCUGUUUCAAUUAUCCAUUAUAAACAUUCAAUUGUUUUCUAAGAUACUACUUAUUGCUAUCAGCCUUGCUGAGAAAUUUCAACAAUAGAAGAUUGUCAGGAGUAGCGCUCUUGUAAUGAUGGAAAUGGAUCACAAAAAUGAGGACAGAGUAGAUGAGAAAAGAGAUUUGGAUGAAGACUACGUGUACGGUCGAUGGGGUCCAUACCAAACUCUCCAAGCUGCGUUUAUGCUUUUCCACCUCUGGUCACUAUCUUUCCAAAUGUUAAUGGGUGUUUUUAUCGCGUUCAGACCAAGAUUCGAGUGUGCACCAUCUGCCAAUGUUAAUCAUUCGCUGUACAAUGAGUCUAAUUAUGUCAUCCACGAAAAUUGCCAAAUCAAAUUAUACCACAACGACACCAAUGGAUUAGAGCUCAAGUCCGUCCAGGGCUGUACACAUGGAUAUAAAUAUGUGUUGGAUAAAGAGAGUACUAUUGUUACUGAGUUUGAUCUGAUAUGUGAUAAAUCCAGUCUGGCGGAACUCCUUCAGACCCUGGUUAUGGCUGGUCAGAUGGUGGGGGCAACUUGCGCCUCUUCUCUUAGUGAUAGAAUGGGCAGGAAAAUUGUACAUCUUUGGUCCAACCUUUUGACCUUCAUCUUUGGAUUUGGUGUCGGUUUUGCUCCAAAUUAUACGACACUGGCUUUGAUAAAAUUCAUGUUAGGCGUUUUUCAACAGGGAAUGAUGAUGUCCAGUUCAAUGUGGGAACGUGAUGUGUUUAAGCCUGAGGCGUGUUCAAAAGAGCGAGUGCUCGCCAAAAUUUGUUUUGCCAGGGUUCAAGACGAAUCAUUAAGAUGGCUGAGCGUCAACGGAAAAACAAAAGAAGUCGAUAGAAUAUUACACAAAGUAGCAAAGUGGAACAAAUUAAAUUAUGGAGAAUUGAAGAAAAAUGUCACAAGAAAAAUAAAAUUUUCCAGUACAGAAAAACCUGAUCUGGAGGAAUCUCUUUUGGAAAAUGUUAACAAAUCCAUCACUGUAGAGAAAUACUCCAUACUGACUAUCCUACGGACCAAAUCUGUUUUGCGUAUAACGAUUCUUAUGUGUUUUACAUGGAUAGCUAAUUCGCUGACCUACUUUGGCCUGACACUGACCGCCACAUCUCUAGCAGGGAAUCGUUUUCUUAAUUUUUUCUUCAUGGCUUGUGUGGAAUACAUAUCUUUAGCAUUAGAAUUCUUCAUGCUUAAAAGGUUUGGAAGGCGAACCGCUACAAUAUUUUUCCAUACCUUCACAGGGUCAUCAUUGGCACUUGCGACUCUGUUGAAUUACUUUUCAGGAAGAAAUGAGACUCUUAAAAUGCUCUCAAAAAUAGCAACGUUUGCAGGGAAAAUGUCGGUUACCGGAUCGUUUAGUGUAUUGCUUUUAUUUACACAAGAACUUUAUCCCACAAAUCUAAGAAAUGUCGGAAUUGGGGUGUGCUCAACAUUCUCCAGAAUUGGUGCCAUAAUAUCUCCAUUUGCUGGACUACUGGCUUUAUAUAUCCCUUGGGCUCCUGGGACUAUAUUCGCCAGUGUGUGUUUUAUCGUCUCGAUCCUAACAUUGUAUCUACCGGAGACUCGUGGAAUGGAUCUUCUACAAACAUUAGAUAAAGCCUGGUAUGCUGAACACAGCGGAUUUCGAAUAAAGAAAGGUCGAAAGAAAAAUAAACUAGAAUCUGAAAUAGCAAUGGUGUACACAAAGGAGUCAAGGAGUUAAAAUAUAACGAUUGCACGAGUGAUUUUUUUGUAUUACUCAAUAAAUAGUCAGAUAAAUGAUUUUUUUUAAAACUAAGUGUUUGUUUGGAGAAUAUAAGCUCGAUAUCCAUGCAAGUUGAUGUUUAUGAAAACGUUACAUUUGUUUCUUUAAAUAACUAAUGGAAAACAUAAACAAAUAAUAAAAUAAUAUACGGAAUUCUAAAAUAUACUAAAUUGAUGAAAAACGGGAUGAACACCGUUUGUUGAUUGAAAACAUGAUAUUUGCAUUGUUGUAAUAUAAAUUACAAAA
Messenger RNA from Magallana angulata, 2788 nucleotides. RefSeq names its product solute carrier family 22 member 16-like. The transcript is spliced from 13 exons. Gene Ontology annotation, cellular component: membrane. Gene Ontology annotation, molecular function: transmembrane transporter activity. The record is from RefSeq and is a predicted model, not a curated record. Bases 890 to 2500 code for a protein of 536 amino acids. Gene Ontology annotation, biological process: transmembrane transport. Lineage: Eukaryota; Metazoa; Mollusca; Bivalvia; Ostreida; Ostreidae.